UUCAAGAAAACCAGCCUUCAGCCUUAUCGAAAACAUUGAAAAAAUCUUUUUUUUACUGCAAAAGCUCUGCGAAAGUUUCCAUUAUUGAGCCGGUUUCGUUUCUGCAGUUUCGAGAGUGCACUUGCAUCUUCGAGUUUCGUUCUCUGUAUAAUCGCUGCUUUGGAAAGGGAUCCCUGGCGAUAGUUCAAUUGUAUACUGACGCCAGGUCGUUGAACAGCUGAAGUUACCCGCAAGUUGUACGUGAGAUACUUUAAAUACGUGAAACGAAAAAAUGUCGUUGUCGAGACCAAUUUACAAUUUGCUCGGUUCAUAUCUGGAGCAGCUCUUUGAGCAUCCAAUUCGUACAAAAGCCAUAACCAGCUGUGUCAUCGCUUCGUCCGCCAAUCUCGUAUCUCAAAAGCUGGCCGGUGCAAAAGAGCUAAAUACAGACUCUGUGAUGGCGUACGGUCUUUUCGGCUUAAUCUUCACAGGACCGCUAUCACAUUUUUUCUACAGUUGGCUCGAUCGUGUCACGAACGAUACACGCUUCAAGAAGAUUCUGAUGUUAUUAGGAGAACGGGCGCUUUUCGCUCCUGCUCUGACUGCUCUGUCGCUGUACUUCAUCUCACGCUUCGAAUAUAAAACCCACGAUGAAGCAUUUGUCAAUCUCGUUACGUUGUUCCGUAGUGUUCUGCGGGGCAACUUGAAAUUUUUGACGCUGCCUGUAAUCAUCAACUUCAACUACGUUCCGCCGAUGCUGCGCGUCCUCUUCGCCAACAUUAUUGGUUUUUGCUGGAUCGUGUUUCUGUCUACUAAGCGCAGGAAAGCAGAGCAACGCCGUCAAGCCGCUUUGACAGGGAAAAAAAGUGAACCUUCAUCAUAAAAUCUUCUCGGCUACACGGACAAACUGUGGUACAAAUUUCUUUGUUCAACUAACCUCAAGACCAGCGACGUAUAAAGAACUGCUUUUAUGAAUUGCCUAUAUUUGUAGCUUAUAUUCAAGUGCAUACUUUUGGAUGUAUUCUGGGCAAUGAGUUUUGGGACAUUAACAUUAAAAUUUUGUUUAUCAGGUAAAUGGUUUUAAUUCAAGAUAAUAAAGACUGUGACUUCGUUAUUUUAAAAUGUUACAAAAAACACAA
Messenger RNA from Anopheles bellator, 1118 nucleotides. RefSeq names its product PXMP2/4 family protein 3. Gene Ontology annotation, cellular component: membrane; cytoplasm. The record is from RefSeq and is a predicted model, not a curated record. The transcript is spliced from 5 exons. Lineage: Eukaryota; Metazoa; Arthropoda; Insecta; Diptera; Culicidae. The coding region runs from base 272 to 862 and encodes 196 amino acids.